Colletotrichum destructivum is the source of this 1189-nucleotide messenger RNA. RefSeq names its product Putative NADH-quinone oxidoreductase subunit E, Thioredoxin-like superfamily, NuoE. Gene Ontology annotation, molecular function: oxidoreductase activity. The record is from RefSeq and is a predicted model, not a curated record. The coding region runs from base 40 to 993 and encodes 317 amino acids. The transcript is spliced from 3 exons. NCBI's taxonomy places the organism in Eukaryota, Fungi, Ascomycota, Sordariomycetes, Glomerellales, Glomerellaceae.
CUUGUGCAUUGCUGCCCCAUACUAUUACAUAAUCAAACUAUGAUCUGUUCAGCCAAUCACAACGAUGCAUUAUCCAAGCAGAAGCUCACGACUUUUGAACCUCCCGAAUCUGAACAGCGCAAGAUAUCCGCAAAUCAACCUCUCCCGUUCGCCCGCCCGCUCGCCCAUCGUCAAUUGAGCAGCCACCACAAGUCCCUCGCCAUGGCCUCCAGACUCUCGCCCCUCCUCUUCAGAUCAGCCCUCCGCUCGGCGACGUGUCGAGCGGCGAGGCCCCAAUUCCGCGCCUUCUCCCUCACAGCCGUCCGCCCAAGCGACACACUUCAAGUGCACCGCGACUCCCCGAAGAACAACGCCGACAUCCCCUUCAAGUUCACCAAGGAGAACGAGGCCGUUAUCGAUGAGAUCCUCAAGCGCUAUCCGCCGCAGUACAAGAAGGCCGCCGUUAUGCCCAUCCUGGACCUCGGCCAGCGUCAGCACGGUUUUACCAGCAUCAGCGUCAUGAACGAGGUUGCCCGCCUCCUCGAGAUGCCCCCCCAACGCGUUUACGAAGUCGCCUCCUUCUACACCAUGUACAACCGCACUCCCGUCGGGAAGUACUUUAUCCAGGCCUGCACGACCACUCCAUGCCAGCUUGGCGGCGUCGGCUCCGACGUGAUUGUCAAGGCCAUCAUCGACCACCUCGGUAUCAAGCAGGGUGAGACCACCAAGGACGGCCUCUUCACUCUCCUCGAAGUCGAGUGCCUCGGCGCUUGCGUCAACGCUCCCAUGGUCCAGAUCAACGACGACUACUACGAGGACCUUACCCCCGAGACCACUGUCCAGCUGCUUGACGCCCUCAAGGCCACCGCGACCGCCACCGGCGGCGCCGCCGCUGCACAGGUUCCCAAGCCCGGCCCUAUCAACAGCGGCCGCCAAACCUGCGAAAACAGCAAGGGCCUGACAAACCUUACCUCCGAGCCGUGGGGCCCCGAGGUGACGAGGAGCGAUUUGUAAGACAAAACCGAGACCAGGAGAGCGAGCGAAGAGGUUGAGGAGAGUUUUUAGCGCGUGCGCGAAAGUCGAAGGGGACCCCCCACGAAUGGGCCGAGCGGAUGGAAUAGAGCCGGAGCAUGGUCUGGCUUGUAUAUAAAACACAAUGUGCUGUAUUCGAUAUGCAUGGGAGAAACGGUUUAAAGAUCCACGGCACUCU